AUGUCGAACGGACUUCCUACCGUCCUCGCCGUCGGCACGGGCGAAUACACCACCGGCUUCGUGGGCAACUCGGAGUCUCCUUCCGACAAGAAGCUCGGCGUGGUGGGUCUAGUCAUGUUCGAUCUGCGUCGUCGCGGUCUCAUCGCCCCCGAGAUCAAGAUGGUGGGAACCAACGGUGAUAAGUUCCCCGGCAUUCGAAAUCACUUUGCGAAAAACAUCGAGAGCAAGUACCGCGAUAUGUCGACCGAGUUCACCUCGUAUCCUGCUGCGGGCGUUCGCGAUGGGGAUGCGUACAAGACCGCCAUCGAUUCGCUGAAGGCAGGGGAUGCCAUUACGAUCUUUACGCCGGACUCGACGCACUUUGACAUUGCGCUGUAUGCGAUCCGACGAAAGGUGCAUGUGCUGGUGACCAAGCCGGCGACGCAAACGUUGAAGGACCACCAGGAACUCGUCAAGGCGGCACGGGAGGAGGGCGUGCUGUGCAUGGUCGAACACCAUAAGCGGUUCGAUCCGGCGUAUGCGGAUGCGAGAGAGCGCGCAAGGGCGGAACUGGGCGAUAUGAACUACUUCUACUCGUACAUGUCGCAGCCCAAGAACCAGCUCGAGACGUUCAAAGCCUGGGCGGGGCGCGAUAGCGACAUCUCGUACUACCUCAACUCGCAUCACAUCGACGUAUGCCUGUGGAUGGUCCAAGGACGGGCGAUUCCUCUUCGUGUCACAGCAAGCGCUUCGCAAGGCAUUGCUGCGAGCAAAGGCUGCGUGCCCGAGACCGAGGACACCAUCACGCUCCUCACCGACUUUGCCAUCCUCGACGACGCCGGAAACGUCCAGGAGGGUAAGAAGGCCACGGCCAUCUUCACCGCCUCCUGGACCGCCCCGCAAGGCGCAGGCGUUCACUCGGAACAGUACUUCCACUACGUUGCGUCCCAGGGCGAGACGCGCAUCAACCAAGCCCGCCGUGGCUACCAAUUUGGCAAGGACGAUCCAUCCCAACAAUCCACAGGUGGUUCUUCGACCGACUUCAACCCGUUCUACAUGCGCUAUACGCCCGACGCAGAGGGGUACUUCGCAGGACAGCAUGGCUACGGCUAUUUGAGCCUGGAGAACUUUGUCAAUGCGUGCUCGCGCAUCAACCGCGGCGAAAGGAAGGUCGAGGAUUUCGACAGGAUUCUGCCGACCAUCAAGGAUACCGUGCUGACAACGGCCAUUCUCGAGGCCGGCAGGAGGAGCUUGGAUACCAAGAAGAGCGUCGAGAUCAAGUUUGACGGCCAGGAGUACUCGCUCGAGUAA
Molecule: messenger RNA, 1290 nt
Organism: Kalmanozyma brasiliensis GHG001
Lineage: Eukaryota; Fungi; Basidiomycota; Ustilaginomycetes; Ustilaginales
Product: Oxidoreductase, N-terminal
Exons: 1
Coding region: 1-1290 (429 amino acids)
Biological process (GO): NADPH regeneration
Cellular component (GO): cytoplasm
Molecular function (GO): nucleotide binding; oxidoreductase activity
Source: RefSeq, a predicted model, not a curated record